AGAGACUUAAGGUUCAGCUGAGGACGUAGCUAAAGUUUAACUAGUGCUAAGUUUAUCUUCCAUAGAUGCCAUGCCUUCCGUAUGUGCUGCCGAUUAAACGCAUUAUUUAUUUAUUUAAACCCAGAAUCAAAGUAUGCCAACGUCAAGUCGAAUAAUCAGUUUGGGUUUACACAGAAAUUGAAAGUCUCGCGGGGAACACACCAGAAAAGGGACACACAUACGAAUAUGGCAAACAUUGGACACUUUAUAGAUAGGAAUGCCGAUAUGCGGGCAGCAGGUUUGUCCUCGAUUAGGAACACUGGGGCCGACACGGAACGCGUCCAGGAUUGCUUUGUCUUCGGUCAUCCGGAGGAGAAGGCCGAGGCGAUGAUACGUGACGAAUGCAGGCGUUUGUUGGUCAAGCCAACUGGUCCACGCACCCCGAUCAUACCGUGCAUUACCGUCGGAGAUCUGCUCAGUACGGAGCUGAAGAAGUCACGCUUCAUGGCAUUCAAGGAGAAGUUCUCCGAGGACAUGUACUUCAGAAAGCCAAAGUUGGGCGAAAUCACGCCGGCCCACUCCAAGCCCGACAGUGUGACCAAUGAGAGUCGCAUCUUUGGACGGUCAUCCAGCAUUCCGGAGCCCCUGUACGACAUUAUAAUGCCACCGAAGCGAGCGGAGCAGGUCAAUCGGGAGUUUGGUGACUUCCACCAGCAACGCAUCAUCAGCCACAAUCACUACUUCCCCUCGGAGAAGAUCAAUCGCAAAUAUGAAAAGCCCUUUGACCCCCUGAGCACUUUUGGGCAACAGACCGCAUUCGAUGGCAUCGGACUGAUGGUGAAACGCUGCCUGAAGCAGGACGACGGCGACGAUCACCAUGUGGUGAUAGUGCGCAAGCCGCAAAUGAACUUUAUCGAUCGCACCUACGGCCCAUUGGGCUUGAAGUACAAAAAAUAUCCGUAUGAUGUGCCAGACAUGAUGCAUGGCCUGCGGCGAGAAACGGCCAAGUGUGAUGUCAAAAUGCUGCUCGAGAACACCACGCCCCAUACGAGCAACGAAAAGCUGGUGAAUGCCUUCACCCAUUUGAACAUUUUGCGCCAGUCGCUGCAUAAGCGCCCCAACUUUCACAUGUUCGAUCUGAUCUCAUUGCUGGAGAAGACGGACAAGGAGCGCACGGGAUACCUGCCGCUGGCGCUGAUCAUCGACAUCAUGCACAAGCUUCACAUUCGCGUGGACGCCCAGAAGAUGCGCACCGCCGUGGGGCACUUUCGAAUGCUCAUCGACGAGGGCUGUGCCACGGAGCGCAUCAGCUACGAGGAAUUUUGCCGGCUCAUCUCCAUUCAGGUGCCAUUGCCAGCAACUGGUAACAUUUCGACGAUGCCCGAGAAUAACUACAACAAGGAUACCACCUAUCGCCUGCUCUGCGCCGAUCUCAAGAAGACGCCCAACAAGGGUCGCGUGGAGCGAAAGCACAAGCUGACGCCCGAGCAGCAGGACGCCGAGAACACUCACGUGCAGGAGCUAAUAUAUCCCGAUCUGGCUAUCCUGUCCGGCCUGGGGCCCAGCGACUUUAAGCGCCUGCGACCCAAAGACCAGCUCGAGACUAUUUUCAAGGACAUCGUGUCCAAAGAUGAGUUCGAACGCAUCUGGCUGCAACUGAUGGCCGAUCAUGCGGAUCAGCAGGAGUUGUUUUCGGUGGUGCAGUUCAAGGCACUGGUGGGGAAAACAAUAUUGCGUGAAGAGGAGCCCACAUAGAUUAUCUUAGGGAUUACAUUCAAUUCAAUUAUUAGAUUAUGUAGAUGAAAAAUUAAAUAUGUCCAGCAAAUGCUCUCAAGCCUGA
Drosophila obscura is the source of this 1819-nucleotide messenger RNA. RefSeq lists its product as uncharacterized. Bases 82 to 1734 code for a protein of 550 amino acids. Lineage: Eukaryota; Metazoa; Arthropoda; Insecta; Diptera; Drosophilidae. The record is from RefSeq and is a predicted model, not a curated record. The transcript has 3 exons.